Tuber aestivum (summer truffle) is the source of this 2118-nucleotide messenger RNA. The record is from the annotation of a GenBank genome assembly. NCBI's taxonomy places the organism in Eukaryota, Fungi, Ascomycota, Pezizomycetes, Pezizales, Tuberaceae.
CAGAUGGAAGGGGUGUAUUAUUUUUCCGGAAUGUAGACAUAUGGAGUUAAAACCUGUACACUUUCAUGAACUAUCACUCAUUUUUCUCUCAGCACCCCCUCUAUUCUGCCAAGCCUUUCCUCUAUUUUCCAUCCCCCCUCUACUUCCAGGGAAUCCAGUCUCCCCACUGGCACGUCCUGGAGAUAACGGAGGUUUCACUGUAUACAAGUAUCAUACCGUAUCCCUCCCGGUGAUUCUCGAAGAUAAUCUGAUAGCGAAUUUUAGGUGAUCUGACGGUACUGACCGGUACUCGUAGAGUCACGGGUACCGGCAUAAAUAUAUCAUGUCGGCAUCAAUAGUACGGUUUGGUAUGAUAUGAUACGAUAAAUUUAAAUUUAAAUGCCUUACCGGUAGUCCACCCUCCAUGCCCCACCAAACCUUGGCACAUCGAGCCCGUCCCCAAAUUCUCAAACUGUAGUCUUCCCCCCUUAAAACUUCCACCAAACACUCCAAAGACUCCGGAAUAAACCAGCUCCCUAACCAGAUACCAACCACCAGUCAUGACCGAUAUCUCUUCGAUUCUUCAAGGCGGGUACCAUCACCCGCUUACCCGCAAGUGGCAGGCCAAAGCGCAAUUAACGAAGGUAAGAAUUCCAGAUUUGGACAGCAAUCCCCUGCUUCUUGACCCCCGGUUUAUGGGGAGAAACACGGUUUUAUGCUAGCAUCGCUCUGAUAAUAUAGUCGAUGCUCGUUUAUCCCAUCUUCAUCACCGACAAUGAGGACGAGGAGACACCAAUUUCGGGCUUUCCCGGCCAAAAGCGGUAGCUACCCUCCUUACCCGUUUACUCUAGAGUCACUAAUAUUACGAAAAAAUGUCAGCCGUGGAAUAAAUAAACUCGUUCCGUUUCUUGCCCCGCUUGUUGGCAGAGGACUUGCCUCGGUCAUCUUGUUCGGAGUUCCUCUUGCUCCUGGCGCCAAGGACCCCUCGGGAUCCAAGGCGUCCGAUCCAAACGGUCCUGUUAUCCUUGCCAUUAGGGUUCUUAAAAUGGCUUUCCCAGGGUUGUUCAUUAUGGCGGAUGUUUGCCUCUGCGAGUACACCUCCCACGGCCAUUGCGGUAUCCUGAACGAGGAUGGAACCCUAAACCAGCAGGAAUCAGUCAAGCGCAUCGCGGCGACCGCGGUCGAUUAUGCUCUUGCCGGCGCAGAUUGUGUUGCCCCCAGUGAUAUGAAUGAUGGUCGUAUUAAGGCCAUCAAAGAAGGGUUGAUUGCAGCUAGGGUUUCCCACAAGAUCAUGGUCAUGAGCUAUGCUGCCAAAUUUUCCGGAUCUCUCUAUGGCCCUUUCCGCGACGGUAAGUGUAACCACUGCGCGUUGUUCUGCCCCCUUUGCGGUAACAUUUUUUUUGUAUUUUUAGCCGCCGGGUCCGCUCCGUCCUUUGGAGAUCGCAAGUGCUACCAACUCCCUCAUACUGGGCGUGGCCUUGCCCGUCGCGCAAUUAUCCGUGACCUCGCGGAGGGUGCGGACUCCAUUAUGGUGAAGCCCGCGAACGCUUAUCUCGAUAUCAUUGCGGACGCAGCCGAAAUAGCCAAGAACGUUCCCGUCUCCGCCUACCAGGUUAGUGGUGAAUUCGCCAUGAUCCACGCCGGUGCCGCUCAAGGCGUUUUCGACCUCAAGGCCAUGGCUUUGGAAAGCUUGGAUGGAAUCUUGAGGGCUGGUGCUACAAUUAUCCUUACCUACUUUACUGAGGCUAUCUUGAACGAGGGGUGGUUGGACUAGUGGAUUGGUUUAUUUGGGCAGAAUAGAUUCAAUCUCAUUUCCAUUCGCUUUGGGAAUGUCUAACAGGUGUUCCUCAAGGAGUGUCGGUGUCACUCCCUUUUCCAUUUGUGACAAAAAUUAUCUGCAAUGUAUUUCUAUACCAAACUUUCUGCGUUGAAUGAUAAAAUUGAAUCACGAGACGUCACUCGGUAAGUAUUUCGCUAGCGCGGAUGGAGCUUUUGAUAGAUCAAUUUACACUCCGGCGCUCAGAGGCAGAGCCAAUGGUCAAGUAACUUGGGGCUACUUGUACUGCCGUAGCGCCGUGAAAGGGAUGCAGGCCUCCUGCUUCUCGUAAAACAGCAUCAAUAUCCGGAUCCGUGUGCUUG